AGUCCGGUACUGUAGCACGGUGACACGGCCGGCAGCGAUGGGUUCGGGAAUUACUGUGAGGAGGUGCUGCAGCCCGCAUCCAUGGGGGCGCCUCGCUCUGUUCUAAGUGAGAGGGAAUGGGGUGUGUGCGCUGUGCGGGUCCCCAGGGGCGUCUGAGCGGGCGGCAUCCAGUGCAAGGUACCCAUAAAUAGCACAGCUGCAGAUGGAACAAUACACAACAAGCAGCAAUGGCUCUCCAGAGCAAAUUGUGGUGCAAGCUGGGCAGAUCCAACAGCAGCAGCCGGGUGCGGUCACUGCUGUCCAGUUACAGACCGAGGCUCAGGUGGGAGCAGCCUCUGGGCAGCAAGUACAGACCCUCCAGGUAGUACAGGGUCAGCCACUCAUGGUGCAAGUCAGCGGGGGACAACUAAUUACUUCUACUGGACAGCCAAUCAUGGUGCAGGCAAUGGGUGGGCAAGGUCAAACUCUUAUGCAAGUGCCUGUGUCUGGAUCUCAAGGAUUGCAGCAGAUACAGCUGGUGCAGCCAGGUCAAAUCCAGAUCCAAGGUGGACAAGCUGUACAGUUGCAAACACAACAAGGGCAACCUCAGCAAAUUAUCAUUCAGCAACCACAGACGGCAGUUACCGCAGGGCAGAAUCAGAGCCAACAGCAGAUAACGGUUCAAGGUCAGCAAGUAGCACAGACAGCUGAAGGACAAACCAUUGUUUACCAGCCAGUAAAUGCAGAUGGUACUAUUUUACAGCAAGUGACAGUCCCUGUUACAGGAAUGAUAACAAUACCUGCUGCCAGCUUGGCAGGGGCUCAGAUUGUGCAAGCUGGAGGAAACACCAGUACAACAAAUAGUGGCCAGGGAACUGUGACGGUCACGCUACCCAUGACAGGAAACGUUAUGAACUCUGGCGGCAUGGUGAUGAUGGUUCCUGGUGCUGGUUCUGUUCCUGCUUUGCAAAGAAUCCCGCUACCUGGGGCUGAAAUGCUAGAGGAGGAGCCAUUGUAUGUAAAUGCAAAGCAAUAUCACCGGAUUUUGAAGAGAAGGCAGGCACGGGCCAAAUUGGAGGCAGAAGGCAAAAUCCCCAAAGAAAGAAGAAAAUACCUGCACGAGUCACGGCACCGUCAUGCUAUGGCCAGAAAGAGAGGAGAUGGUGGGCGCUUCUUUUCACCAAAAGAAAAAGAGGGUCAUCACUUACAAGAAGUGGAGUUUCAUUAAACACAAGAUGGAGCCGAUAUUACGGAUUCAUCUCAGGGAAGAGAUGUUUACAAAGAUGAUGCAACCACUCUAGCGACAUCCUGAACACAGCAGAGAUUAAGCCAGAGCAACCACCUUAUUACUUCCAGUCUGUCAGAUUUAUAACUUUCCUCAACACAGGUUUAACCAGAAGGAGCCAUACCCUUAAAGUGCACCUGUCAUCAAGAAUUAACAUACUCUUGUUUAAUAUUCCAUUACGAAUUCUGUAUCAUGCUAGCUAUUUGUUCCAUAAUUGUCCAUUAUGAAUUCUGUAUCAUACUAGCUAUUUGUUCCACAAUUGCCUACUUGUUACAUAACUAUCUGUCUUCUGUUCCUCCUUUACCACUGGCACUGUAUGUAAAUUGGCGGGAGGAGCCCCUCAUCUAGUAGAUGAAAAGGAAUAGACUGAAAAUCUAACCAAAAAGUCACUGUUUUUAAACGUUGAAAGCAUCAAAUUAAUAUUUACCUAGUUUAGGACUAUUACUUGAUUGUAUGAACGGAUGACGCACCCACUCUAUAUUCUCACAUUGCAUUUUGCCCAUGCACGGAGACACGUUCCUUUAUGUGGGAUAAUGAAGUUUUAGUCAUUACUAUAUUCUGUCCAAGCUCACGUUUCAUUUUCUGCAAGGAAAUUAUGUAAACGUUUGUUCGCUGUUAAAGCAACAACUACCAUCUGCCAAUUAAAGUUUGUAGGUGAAUUUUAUACAAACUUUAUAAUGAGACUAGGUAUUUUGUAAAAAUAUAUAUUAGUUUUAGGGGCCUUUAUUUGUGUUGGUGAUAUGAAUUUUAAUGGCCAAAGUGUUGGGAGUUUAAGGUGAUGUAUGGUUAAUUAGCUACUUAUUGUAAAACUGACUUGCAAUAUUUAACCCUCUUUUCCUUCCGUACUCUGAGCUUUCACUUAAUUGGUUCUUCUCUGAAGUACAUUUAUUAUACAAUGUAGUUUUGUUUUUGUUUUUUAAUGCUCACAGAUAUCUCUACACUUUGCAUGUGGGAAUGUUAUAUAUCUGACUAGGUGUAUGUCUGGAAACAAUAGGACAGACAUGAAUUGUGAAUUUGUUACUUAACAAAAUAUUUGUACAUAUCUUUUUUUUUUGUUUUGUUUUCUUUUAUAUGAUGUUUUUCAGAUGGGUUUUAUUUGUUUUUGUUUUUUUUCCCAAUUAGCUGUAUUUGUAAGUACUGUGUACCUCGCCCAGCUAAUAAAAACUUUAUAAACUGGUUGAUUUAAA
This is a messenger RNA of Pseudophryne corroboree (corroboree frog), 2451 nucleotides long. It is a transcript of the gene NFYA, whose product is annotated as nuclear transcription factor Y subunit alpha. Gene Ontology annotation, biological process: regulation of transcription by RNA polymerase II. Gene Ontology annotation, cellular component: CCAAT-binding factor complex. Lineage: Eukaryota; Metazoa; Chordata; Amphibia; Anura; Myobatrachidae. Gene Ontology annotation, molecular function: DNA binding; DNA-binding transcription factor activity, RNA polymerase II-specific. Bases 203 to 1207 code for a protein of 334 amino acids. The transcript is spliced from 11 exons. The record is from RefSeq and is a predicted model, not a curated record.